Molecule: messenger RNA, 720 nt
Organism: Drosophila takahashii
Lineage: Eukaryota; Metazoa; Arthropoda; Insecta; Diptera; Drosophilidae
Gene: ix
Product: mediator complex subunit intersex
Biological process (GO): regulation of transcription by RNA polymerase II
Cellular component (GO): mediator complex
Molecular function (GO): transcription coregulator activity; transcription factor binding
Source: RefSeq, a predicted model, not a curated record
CCUAAUGCUAUUGAGAAAAAAGAAAACAAACCAGACUAAUUAAUUUCUUCGUGCUGUCCAAGUAGCCUACGUUUCUGAGUUCUAAAUGAAUCCAAAUAUGAACAUGAUGCCCAUGUCGGGCCCCCAGAUGAUGCAGGUGAUGCAGUCCUCGCCGUCGGGGCCUCCAGUGCCCGUGCAGCACCAGCAGCAACAACAACCGCAACCGCUGCAGCAGCAACAGCAGGCCGAAAAACUGGACAACAUUUCCAGGGUGAAAAGUUUGCUCGGUCCGCUGCGGGAAUCAAUGUUCCUGACCAUCCGGUCGAGCGCCUUCACGCUGCAGCAGAACAAUCUGGCGGACAACCUGAAGAGGGACACGGGAGCCCACCAUGUCCCGCGAUUCGACAAGCACCUGGAAGACUUCUACGCCUGCUGCGACCAAAUCGAGAUCCACCUGAAGACGGCGGUGCAGUGCCUCCAGCAGCAGAACUCCUCGAAUCACUAUCUCCCCGGUCCUGUGACGCCCAUGCGCAUGGAGACCUUUAUGCCCGAAAACGCCGGCCCCAUUUCGUAUCCCACCUACCUGAACACCGUCCGGGUUCACGUUCAAUCGGCCAAGGAUAUCCACGACACCCUGAUCAGCGCCGCGCAAAACAUCUCGCAGGCUGAUUGAUAGUUGUAGUGGCAGUAUUGUUUGCCAAGCUAGGCUUAAGUUAUGUAAUUAAACGCACUGAGAUAUGA